Molecule: messenger RNA, 2783 nt
Organism: Sorghum bicolor (sorghum)
Lineage: Eukaryota; Viridiplantae; Streptophyta; Magnoliopsida; Poales; Poaceae
Product: ABC transporter E family member 2
Exons: 15
Coding region: 302-2122 (606 amino acids)
Biological process (GO): ribosomal subunit export from nucleus; translational termination; translational initiation
Molecular function (GO): ATP hydrolysis activity; ATP binding; iron ion binding
Source: RefSeq, a predicted model, not a curated record
AGUUUCGCUCACGACUUGAUCCCCAAGGCAGCACCAGCGACCAAGCCAAUUCCAACUCCGCGCCCCACUUCCGUUUCGACGCCGGGGCUCGCACGCGGGCUAAAUUAACUGCACAAAUAGCUAGGGUUCCCGAUCGAGUUCCAUCCCAGGCCACCACGCCCCCCCACCUCCCGGCCGCCAUUAUUCUGCAAACAAACUCGAUCUCCGGCUCCCAUCAUCGAAUUGAUAAGCAGCCAGCAGACCCAGGCCCGCGAAUCCGGGGCAAGAACAGAGGUCGUGUUGUGUCGUCACAGGGAGAAGGAUGUCGGGCAGGUCGAGCCGGAUCGCGGUGGUGGUGGAGGACCGCUGCCGCCCCAGCAAGUGCGGCCAGGAGUGCCGCAGGCGCUGCCCCGUCAACGCCACCGGGCGUCAAUGCAUAGAAGUUACGCAGUCAUCGAAAGUCUCCUUAAUUUCCGAGGAUCUGUGCGUUGGAUGUGGUAUUUGUGUGAAGGUGUGUCCAUUUAAUGCUAUUCAAAUUAUAAACUUGCCAAAGGAACUUGACAAGGAGACCACACAUCGCUAUGGACCAAAUUCCUUCAAACUUCACAGGCUGCCGGUUCCAAGGCCUGGGAAAGUUUUGGGCUUAGUAGGGACAAACGGUAUUGGGAAGUCAACUGCACUUAAUAUUCUGGCUGGAAUGUUGAAGCCUAACUUGGGUAAAUUCAUGGAUCCGCCAAAUUGGGAUGACAUACUGAAGCACUUCCAUGGAAAAGAACUUCAGAAAUACUUUACCUGUUUUUUGGAAGACAAAAUGAAGACAACUAUUAAACCUCAGUUCGUCGAGCAUAUUGCAAAAUCUGUUCAAGGGACAGUCGGUAACCAGCUUAAUAAGAUAGACAAGAGACAAGCCCAAGAUACUUUGUGUGAUUUUCUUGACCUGAAUCAAAUAAUGGACCGAAAUAUAUCAGAUCUAUCUGGUGGAGAGCUCCAGAGAUUUGCAAUAGCUGCUCGGGCUAUGGAAGAUGUAGAUGUUUAUAUGUUCGAUGAGCCAUCCUGCUAUCUUGAUGUCAAACAAAGGCUGAAAGCUGCACAAGUUAUUCGUUCAUUACUUCAGCCCAAGAACUAUGUAAUUGUUGUGGAGCAUGAUCUUAGCAUUCUUGACUACUUGUCAGACUACAUAUGUUGUCUUUAUGGGAGUCCAGGAGCAUAUGGUGUUGUCACUUUACCCUUUUCAGUUAGGGAAGGAAUCAAUAUUUUCCUGAAUGGCUUUAUCCCAACAGAAAAUAUGCGCUUCCGUGAGGAGAAACUUACAUUUAGAGUUACUGAGUCUGCUGAAGAGACAACGGAGGGUGAGACUUACCAAAGCUACAAAUAUCCUACCAUGAUAAAAACAAGUUCUGGCUUCAAGCUAUCGGUCAUGAAAGGAAGCUUUAAUGAUUCCCAAAUAAUUGUACUGCUCGGAGAAAAUGGUACUGGGAAGACAACAUUUAUCCGUAUGCUGGCAGGACAAGUGAAGCCAGACAGAGUGGGUGAUGAAGAAGUUGAUAUGCCUGCAUAUGUUGUCUCAUACAAGCCUCAGGAACUGAUAUUGAUACCCAAAAUUAGCGCUACCGUGAGAGAGCUUCUACACAGGAAAAUACCUGGAUCUUGCAGCGAUGCACAGUUCAGAUCUGAUGUCAUGAAACCACUGAAAAUUGAAGAACUCAUGGACAGGAAGGUUAAAAACUUUUCUGGUGGGGAGCUACAAAGGGUUGCACUUUGUCUUUGUCUCGGAAAGGCUGCUGAUAUUUACCUCAUCGAUGAACCAAGUGCCCAUCUUGAUUCAGAGCAGCGCCUUCUUGCAGCAAAGGUCAUCAAAAGGUUUAUCCUUCAUCAGAAGAAAACAGCUUUUAUUGUUGAGCAUGAUUUUAUCAUGGCGACAUACCUUGCCGACAAGGUUGUUGUUUUCGAGGGAAAACCUUCUGUUGACUGUACUGCAAAUGUGCCUGAACCGCUGGUGUCUGGGAUGAACCGCUUUCUUUCACAUCUAGAUGUCACUUUUAGGACAGAUCCAACAACGCACAGGCCUCGGAUUAACAAGCUAGGAUCCACAAAGGACACUGAGCAGAAGGCUUCAGGGUGUCACUACUACCUUGAUUAUUAACAAAGCUUUCGCUAAGGGCACAUCUACGUUUUGCGAAAGCUCCAUUGGGACCGAACAGCUCCAUGCUCGUGCUAUUGCGUUCAUAGAUGCAAGCACAUUUGCACCUCCCGGUGGUUUUGGGCAUGUUUUGGAGCUUGCAAACACUGAAUCGUCAAGUCAUCUCUUUGCGUCUGCCAGUGCUUUCGGCAUGAUGAAUUCUAAGGAUUGGAAACUGAAACCUUGGCAAAGUAUUAUAGCUUCGGAGGUCAUUGAAUAGCACUUAAAGGUAGACAUACUGGCACGAAGCUAGUACCUGAAUGAUAGUUUGAACAAUUGAAGAUCGACUGCAUUGUUGAAGACUCAAAAUAAUAUACAUCUGCUUCUGGGGGCUUCUGUCCUUAAGUUAUAAUAUGGAAGUUUGAGUGAAUUUCUUAUUAGUUUCAGGCCACUGUUCCAUGGCCGGUUUCAUAUUCAGUUAUAGCUUUGUGUGUUCUCUUUGAAACCUUGGGUUUUGAUUUUCGGGGUUGAGUCGUGGACUGAUCAGAACAGUGUUUUCGUUUCUAUCAAGCAUUUUACUAUUACUAGGUGAGUGCCCGUGCGUUGCAACGGGAUACUCGUACAAUAUUAAAAACGCUUCAUUAAAAUUUCUGGUGGUCCUUAUGGUGGUGUAUUCUCUGAUUAA